GGACCCAAAAAAUGUGGGGGGCCUGUCCUUUCCCUUGCGAAAGUAUCUAUGCAUUUGAUGUCCUUUGAAAUGCAUCAUCAUAUCUCUUGAUGCUUUCAGUCUCAAAACUCAAAGAGUCCACAGAGAGAAAAAAAAGAGUUCAUACGCAGCCAGGCAGCCUUCAUUCACUCCUCACUGUCCAUAUCUCGUGAAAAGCCUUACUUGGCUCUCAAUUCCCUUCUCUCUCAGACUCUCUCUCUCUCUACCCAAAAAAACAUCUGUAGAAAACAUAGUACUCUAUUGUAUCUACUCUUAAUUCGAUCUACUACUCACUGUCUCGCACUCUUAGAAAGCCUUGCCUGUGAAUCUGUGGAGUCAUUUGGUUGUUUGGUUCCGGGAAAAGUUGGAAAGAAUGGCAGUUUUGUGUACAAAUACAACCCAUUUUCUAUAAUGCAGUCCUUUCCUGGUUCUUUUGUUUGUCUGUUUGUUGUUGUUCUUGCCCUCCAUUGUCUCUCUUCUAUGUGGGUUUUUGGGUUUUGAUCAAAAUAUCUUUGUUGGGUCUGCUUCAUUUACUGGAAUUUAGGGCAUUGGUCUACUUUCCAAGCUUUGAUUCUUCAAAAUUUGAUAUGGGUUUUCUCUGAAAUUAGAAAGAAUUGAUUUUUUUUUGACCCAGGUAGAGAAUAUAUUGGAGAAGAGGGAAGUGGGUUUAAGUGAUGUUGUUGGAGGGGCAUCAAAAAGGAACUGGUGUUUCAGUUUCUGGGUUUUAUUGCCCCUUGAUCAUAGUUUUGGGGAUUGAAGAAAGAAACUAAGUUCUUGCCUUGAAGAAUUGAGACCCCCAGCAAUGAGAGUUUUGUACUUGUUAUCGCUCUUUCUAGUUGAGUUUCUGUCAAAUUCUGGGCUUGUGAAUGCUCAGUUGAAUGAUCAAGCAGUGCUGUUAGCCCUCAGCAGAGAGCUUGCGAUACCUGGAUGGGCUGGCAACAGUUCACAAUACUGCAAUUGGACUCGAAUUAGCUGUGACAUGAACCAUUCAAUGGUUGAAAGACUCGAUCUUUCUCGGCUUCAGCUUCAAGGUAAUGUGACCCUAAUCUCUGAGCUUAAAGCAUUGAAGCAGCUUGAUCUUUCCGGUAACAAUUUCCAUGGACCUAUCCCUCCUGCUUUUGGUGAUUUAACUGAGCUUGAAUUUCUUGAUUUGUCUUUGAAUAGCUUUGAAGGUUCCAUUCCAAGAGAGUUGGGUAGUCUCAAAAACCUUAGAGCAUUAAACCUUUCUAAUAACUUACUUGUUGGAGAGAUACCUGAUGAGCUUGAGGGGUUAGAGAAUUUGCAGGAUUUUCAUAUCUCUAGCAAUAAGUUGAAUGGUUCAAUCCUGUUAUGGGUCGGCAAUUUGACUAAUCUUCAGUUCUUUAGUGCCUAUGAGAAUCAAUUAGGUGGUGAAAUACCAGAUAAUCUAGGCUCGAAAUCCAAGCUUAGAUUGCUGAACCUUCAUUCCAAUCUGCUAGAAGGACCAAUACCAAAAAGCAUUUUUGCUUUGGGAAAGUUGGAAGUUUUAAUUCUGACCCAGAACAGAUUUAAUGGUGAACUUCCUGAAUCAAUUGGGAACUGCAAAGGCCUUUCUAACGUCCGCAUCGGAAACAAUGAACUUGUUGGAGUUAUUCCCAAAGAAAUCGGAAAUGUCAGUAGUCUCACUUACUUUGAAGCUGACAGUAACAAUCUCUCUGGUGAAAUUGUCCCGGAGUUUGCUCGCUGUUCCAACCUCACUCUGCUAAAUCUAGCCUCAAAUGGGUUUACCGGAACAAUUCCUUCAGAGCUGGGACUGCUUAUGAAUCUCCAGGAAUUGAUUCUCUCAGGCAACAGUCUUUUUGGUGAAAUACCAAAGUCAAUUCUUGGGUGCAAGAAUCUUAACAAGCUCGAUCUAAGUAACAACAGAUUCAAUGGUACUAUACCAAGUGAAUUCUGCAAUAUAACAAGGUUGCAGUACUUGCUUUUGGAUCAGAAUUCAAUAAAGGGGGAAAUACCGCAUGAGAUUGGAAAUUGUGUGAAACUGCUUCAACUGCAGCUGGGGAGUAAUUAUUUGACUGGAAGUAUCCCUCCUGAGAUUGGUCAUAUCAGAAAUCUACAGAUAGCUUUAAAUUUGAGCUGCAAUCACCUCCAUGGGACAUUGCCUGUUGAUUUAGGGAAACUCGACAAGCUGGUUUCUUUUGAUAUCUCAAAUAAUCAGCUUUCUGGUAAUAUUCCACCUGCAUUUAAGGGCAUGUUGAGCUUGAUAGAAGUUAAUUUCUCUAAUAAUCUGCUCACUGGUCCCGUUCCCACCUUUGUACCAUUCCAAAAGAGUCCAAAAUCCAGUUUCCUGGGCAAUAAAGGGCUCUGUGGAGAGCCCCUGAGCUCUUUGUGUGGAAAUUAUUAUAUCUCUGACCAUGAGAAAUACCAUCACAAGGUUUCAUACAAAAUCAUACUUGCUGUUAUUGGUUCUUGUUUGGCUGUUUUUUUAUCAGUUACUAUAGUUGUUGUCUUGUUUAUGAUGAGGGAGAAGCAAGAAAAAGCGGCCAAAGCGACUGAAGAUGUUGACGAUGGAACCAAUGACCAACCAACAAUAAUAGCAGGCAAUGUCUUUGUUGAGAACCUUAAACAAGCUAUAGAUCUUGACGCUGCUGUUAAAGCAACUUUUAAGGAAUCAAACAAGCUCACGACAGGCACAUUCAGCACAGUUUACAAGGCAGUCAUGCCUUCUGGGAUGGUUUUGUCAGUGAAGAAACUGAAAUCCAUGGACAGAACGAUAAUUCAUCAUCAGAAUAAGAUGAUUCGAGAGCUUGAAAGGCUCGGCAAGCUCUGUCAUGAUAACCUAGUGCGGCCCAUUGGAUAUGCAAUUUAUGAAGAUGUUGCUGUUUUGCUGCAUCAUUACUUACCCAAUGGGACCUUAGCACAGAUGCUUCAUGAAUCCACCAAGCAAGUUGAUUAUGUACCUGACUGGCCCGCUAGACUAUCCAUCGCCAUUGGAGUAGCAGAAGGCCUCGCUUUCCUUCACCAUGUGGCCAUUAUUCACCUUGAUAUCUCUUCUUUUAAUGUACUCCUGGAUGCUGAUUUCAAGCCUCUUCUUGGCGAGAUUGAAAUAUCAAAGCUCUUAGACCCAUCAAGAGGUACUGCAAGUAUCAGUGCUGUUGCCGGUUCCUUUGGCUAUAUUCCUCCCGAAUAUGCAUAUACCAUGCAAGUUACAGCACCGGGAAAUGUCUAUAGCUAUGGGGUUGUUUUGUUUGAGAUUCUAACAACCCGACUACCCGUUGACGAGGAAUUUGGUGAGGGGGUAGACCUAGUGAAGUGGGUUCAUGGUGCUCCAGCAAGAGGCGAAACUCCUGAGCAGAUACUUGAUGCAAGGCUUAGCACUGUCUCCUUUGGUUGGAGGAAAGAAAUGCUUGCAGCUUUGAAGGUUGCAUUGCUUUGCACCGACAGCACGCCUGCCAAACGGCCAAAAAUGAAGAAGGUGGUCGAAAUGUUACAAGAAAUAAGGCAAAACUGAUGCAGCCUGAGAAAAUUCUUAUCCAGAGCACAACGGUCAGGUUUCCCUUCCGCAGACAAAAUUUCUCAUAGCACCUGAUAAGGAGGUGAUGAGUCCUUGUACAUUAGUUCAGGCAAGUUUGUCUGGUUAUUUGUCUACAUCUUUUACGUCGGCAGGUUAAUGGCUGCUUAUCAUCAAUUAGAUCGCAAAAACGUGGUCAACUAGAUCCUCUGAUGCAGAGGAAAUACUGUCAAUGUUACACAUAGUUGGCCUGGAGGUGUAAUAUUGAGUUUUGUAGUUCUCAAAUUGCUGUCAAAGAUGCAUGUUAGAAAUGAUAAACUAUAGUAUGCUUGAUCUUUUUCUGUAAUCCAUCUGAUAUUCAUAUAAAUCCUGUGGAGUUUUCCGCUUGA
Tripterygium wilfordii is the source of this 3876-nucleotide messenger RNA. RefSeq names its product leucine-rich repeat receptor-like tyrosine-protein kinase PXC3. Gene Ontology annotation, molecular function: protein binding; ATP binding; protein kinase activity. The transcript is spliced from 2 exons. Gene Ontology annotation, biological process: hormone-mediated signaling pathway; protein phosphorylation. The record is from RefSeq and is a predicted model, not a curated record. Gene Ontology annotation, cellular component: plasma membrane. Bases 821 to 3487 code for a protein of 888 amino acids. NCBI's taxonomy places the organism in Eukaryota, Viridiplantae, Streptophyta, Magnoliopsida, Celastrales, Celastraceae.